UAGCUGUUCUAUAUUUAGCAGUAUGGCCUUUACUGAUCACAUGAGAUACAAUAUACCAGGGACUUAUCUAUGUCAACUUCCUUGUUAACGACACACCGGGAUCAGAGGUAGGCUACAUAUGGAGUGCUACGAUAACAUCGACUUUUAACGUAAUGGCUGAAGGUGGAACCUCUCACGAUGUCCCCGACAGUCCCGGACCUCCGAGGGAGGCCCGGCUGUUAGAUUGUCCGAUUUGUCUGGAGCAGCUGCACGAACCAAAGUCCCUCCCGUGUCUUCAUUCCUUCUGUCAGGAAUGUCUGUCCACCUUCAUCACCAAAGACCUGUCGGGAAAGAUGGCGUCGGCGACUGCCUUCCCUUGUCCUGUGUGUAGGAAGAUGACACAGCCUGUCAACCCGUCUGAGGACAAGGAGAAAUGGGCUCAACAAUUCCCAGCCAAUGUAAUAGUGAAAGAUCUGGUAAAGUCCCCGGCACUUGAGCCGAUGUACUGUAAACCUUGUGGAAGAAAGGAAACCUGGGAUUCCAGCAACGAUCUGGUGUAA
This is a messenger RNA of Pecten maximus, 539 nucleotides long. Its product is annotated as E3 ubiquitin-protein ligase TRIM56-like. The transcript has 2 exons. Gene Ontology annotation, cellular component: chromatin; nucleoplasm. The record is from RefSeq and is a predicted model, not a curated record. Gene Ontology annotation, biological process: positive regulation of DNA-templated transcription. Bases 153 to 539 code for a protein of 128 amino acids. NCBI's taxonomy places the organism in Eukaryota, Metazoa, Mollusca, Bivalvia, Pectinida, Pectinidae. Gene Ontology annotation, molecular function: ubiquitin-protein transferase activity.